UUUCCUCCAUAAACAAUGGCAUUGUCUUGGCAAAGCAUAUUCCCCUCCGUCCAUAUACCUUCAUUUCCAUUUCCUGUUCUCCUUCAACCUUUGAAAACUGUAGCCCCAAAAGAAAUAGUCAUGUCCACCAAGGUUCUCUUCUUCAUCUCCAGCUUAGCUCUUCUAUAUGUUGCCUACACCAUCCCCAGACAAGAUCCAAAGCAAACUAACCUUGUAGUUUAUGUGCAUGAUUACUUCACCGGCCCUGACAGUUCAGCAAUCACCGUCGCCGGGAAAAGUGGGCCCAACUUCCACAUCCUACACUUUGGGACAGUUGCAGUGGUUGAUGACCCAGUUACUGAAGGAGCCUCUAUCGAGUCCAGAGAGAUUGGUAGGGCUCAAGGGACCUACAUCAACUCUCAGCUUGAUGGGAAGGGCUUGUACAUGGUGUUUUCUCUUAUAUUCACAGAUGGGGAGUAUAAAGGGAGCACCUUGGAAAUCCAAGGAUCUGAUAUAUUUUCAAUGAAGGAGAGAGAAUUUGGGAUUGUUUCUGGGACGGGCUUUUUUAGAUUUGUUAAGGGGUAUGGUACUAUGCAAACUGAGUUCAUGGAUAUUCCUAAUUUGAGAGCUAUUAUCAAGCUCAAUAUUACUGUUAAGCAUUAUUAAUAACAUUUUUAUUUUUAUUUCCUUGUCA
This is a messenger RNA of Manihot esculenta (cassava), 673 nucleotides long. RefSeq names its product dirigent protein 11. The coding region runs from base 16 to 645 and encodes 209 amino acids. The record is from RefSeq and is a predicted model, not a curated record. The transcript has a single exon. Lineage: Eukaryota; Viridiplantae; Streptophyta; Magnoliopsida; Malpighiales; Euphorbiaceae.